CAUCAUCAUCAAACGAAGAAUAAAAAAACAGAAUUUUACCGUUUCAUCAUCAUUUGGUCAUCAAAAACCAUAUAUUUACAUCAAAGGAUGACAAUAAAUUCAACAACUACUGAUUGUACAAAUGAAGUGGGUGUUCAUGUUCAUAAUAACGAUAAUCAUAACCAUCAUCAAUCGAUUGUAUUGGUGACCACCAACAACGAUGAUAAUGAUGAUGAAGAUGUUGAUAGUGGUCUGAAUCAAGAUAUUGAUCAUCAUCAUAAUCAUAAUGGAGAUAUUAAUAAAAUUAAAAAGAAACGAUGUUCAUCACCAACUCCCACGCCUACGCCUCCAUCACCACCAUCCAUAUUGAAUACAUUGAUUGAUGGAAAACAUCAACAUUAUAGUGAUAAUAGUGUUUGUAGCAGUCGAAGCAGUUCUAGUAAUUUCAGCGAUAAAUGUCAUCUACAUCGUUCAACAUCUUUGCAUCAACAACAAUCAUCAACUGUCAUUCAUCAGAGGGAAGCUAAAACGUGUUCACAAAAACCACAGAUACUUCCGCCACCACCACCACCUAGAACUGUUCCACGACGUUCAAGACAGCAACAACAACCGAAACCAGUGGAUGUUAACAAUAAUAAAUCGACAGCAAUUAGUUCGUUGAACAAUCAUCGUCAUCAGAUAAAAUUAAAGGAAAAAAUCACUCGAAUAGAUAUGGCACCUGCACCGGAUGAACAAAACCAAAUAUUGCCACCGGUCGAAAAUUGUGAUCAUCAUGAUCUUUUAUCCAAAGAUGAUUCGAAAAAAAGUAAAAAGAAAAAAAUGAUCAAUCAAGAUGAUCAAUCGAUUGAUUGGCGAUUGAAAUUGGCUGAAGAAUUGGAUCUAUACCAACAAAUAUUGAUACAACGGCAACAAUCUAGUCAUUCGGCAGAAACACCAUCAUCUUCGAGACAGCAUCGUAAUGGUAAAUCUUCAGCCAAUCAUCAUCAUCACCACCAUUGUAAUGGUCAUCAUCCCCACCAUGCGCAUUACCAUCAUCAUCAUCACCAUCACCACCAGCAUAUUGCCAAUUCACAGAACAAAUUGAAAUCGUUGAAAUUUCUCAAACAUAAAUCCAACAAUUCUGAUACAGUAGAUUCAUUGGGAGAUUCUUGGGAAGAGACGACAACAACAUCAACCACAUCCGACCAUGGUAAUAAUAUCAAUACUCCCACGUUGACAACAACAACAACCACCGUAGAAUCGGACUCAAAUGAAAGAAAAUGUAAAAUAUUUACACGUGGAUCAAAAUCAGCAUCAUCGGAUAAAUCAACAUCAUCUUCGUCGAAUCACCAUGCGAAAAAUUGUUCCAUAUCAGCGGACAAGAAUCCAGCUUCGGGAAAAAGACGUAGUGCAAGUUUUAAUAAACAACAAAAUGUUAGAAUAGUAACACCGUAUGAGAGAAUUCUACAAGCUCUUGAAGUGGAUAAAACAUGGCAAAAAGAGAUUGCAUUCGGACGACGUAUCGGUCUUUAUCGAUUUCGUGGUGAUAUUGGCAAUGGAAAUUUUUCCCGAGUAAAAAUAGCCAUUCAUUCAUUGACCAAAGAAAAAGUAGCGGUCAAAAUAUUGGACAAAUCACGUUUGGAUAUGAAAACACAGAAAAUGUUGUCCAGAGAAAUACGUACUAUGGAAACAUUACACCAUCCGAAUCUGAUUCGAAUAUUCGAAGUGAUUGAAUCGUUUAGUAAACAUUUUUUAGUCAUGGAAUUGGCACCAGGAGGCGAAUUAUUUCAAGUGAUCUCAACUAAUGGCAGGUUUUCCGAAUCAGAGGCAAAAUAUUUUUUCUCACAAAUAAUCAGCGCUAUUGAUCAUAUGCAUCAACAUAAUCUGAUCCAUCGGGAUAUCAAAGCAGAGAAUGUAUUCUUUUCUGAUCCAGCCACUGUCAAAGUGGGUGAUUUUGGUUUCUCCACUCGUAUUGCAUCGAAAGACGAAUUGCUUUCAACAUUUUGUGGUUCACCACCAUAUGCUGCACCUGAAUUGUUUCGUGAUGAAUCAUAUCGUGGCCCCUAUGUUGAUUAUUGGGCUUUAGGCGUUCUACUCUAUUUCAUUGUCACCGGAUUGAUGCCAUUUCGUGCUCAGAAUAUUGUUUCAUUGAAGAAAUUGAUUUUAGAUUGUCGUUAUGAUAUACCCAAUUAUGUUAGUGUAGAAUGUUGCCAAUUAAUUGCCGCAUUUCUACAGCCUGAUCCUUUGAAACGUUAUACACUAGAACAGGCUCGUAAUACACGAUGGUUGCACAAUCAGCCACAUCAACGAAGUUUGCCAAAAUAUGAUCUUAAAAAUUCUUAUGCUAAAUUGAUUAAACAUAGAAAUUCAGGCAAAUUAUCAUCAUCAUCAUCACCACCACCGACAACAACAACAACCGAAUCGGUGGAUAAUCGCCAAUAUCCACCAUUGAAUGACGAUGAAAAAGAAACAUUCCACCAGCUCAUGUUACUUGGAAUCGAUGAACAAGUAUUGAGUGAUCAUAUUGAUAAAGGUUCACAUAGCCAUAUUGUGGGCACUUUUCGUAUAUUGAUGCAUCGAGUUCUUCGUCAAUCAAUGGAACGGCAACGAAAACAAUCGUCGCAUCAUAAUGAUUUGGAUGAUACUAAUAGUAUGAGUCCAAUUCGUCGUACGACCAGUAUGAAUGUAGCUCCAUUAGAUCGAAUUUGGGCUCAUUAUGCACGAAAAGCUCAACUGGAAAAACAACGUACUCAUCCAUCAAAUCAAAAAUCAGGACAGCCACUAAAACCAAUGGUAAAUGGUCAAUGUCAACCACCAUUUCGAUCUGAUAAAGCAACGAAUCAAGUGGCGGAUAAAUCGAAGAAUCCAAAAUUGAUCAAAAUAAAUCAAUCAUCAAAUGAUUCCCGAAAAUCUAGUGGUAAAUCUCGAUUGCAGAAAAUGUUCUCCACAAAUAGUAAUGACCGAGCUUCACCACCACCACCACCACCACAACCAGCAUCAAUAUCACCACCUGAAACAGCCAAAUCUAAUGAUCAACCCGUAAAAGAAUCGGUCAAAAUUCAGAAAGAUCCACCUAAAAAGCAAAUAACUUCGUCGAAACAAACAUCAGAAUCGAUUGCUGCACCAACGCCCGUGGAAGAAAUUGAAAUCAAAAAAAACGAACAACAACCUAUCGAACGAUGUAAUGGUGACAAUGGAGGCAACAACCAUGCAACAUCCCGAUUGACACGAUCAUUUCGAACUUUGAAACAAUUACUAACCGAAAAUAAUAUAUGUGGUAAUAAUACACCCGUUGUCCAUCCGCAAACCAUCAAUAUAGGAGGUUUGAACAAACCGCAUGUCAUACAUAAAACAACAACAUUACAGAUUAUGGCACGUCCAAAUCCCACAUCAACGGUAACAGCUCCUUUAUUGUGGCAAACGAAUCCGAAAACACGUGGUAAACUUUGGCGUUCACAAACAACACCCGAUGUAUCAUUGAUAGAUGGUACAAUGUGCAUCGGUAAUCAUGCUCAUCAUCAUCAUCAUCAUCAUAAUCCUGCAAUCAUGGCAGGUGGAAAUCAUCUAACACUACCUUGUUAUCAUUGUGACAAUCCACACUAUGCAUUAUCUUCUAACAAAAAGUCUUUCAUUAAUCAAACGAAUCGUUGUACAAUCAUAUGAUCAAUAUGCAAUUUGAGUUUUUUGUUAUUGUUGUUGUUGUUGUUGGUCAUUGCCUUGUCAUCUAAUCCUAAUAACUAUCUCUAACUAACUAACAAUUAUUAAUUGAUUAAUCUCACUCAGUCAAAACAACAAAAACAAUUUCGAUGUGAUCUAUACUCUACUCUAAUCUAAAUAUAUAUUAUCUAAAUAGAAAUCUGUUAUAUGUGUCUGUGUAAAUAAUGAACAAUUUUUUUUGCUGUUGUUGAAUUGAAUAAAGAGACAUUAUUUUGAUUUGUUU
Molecule: messenger RNA, 3898 nt
Organism: Dermatophagoides farinae (American house dust mite)
Lineage: Eukaryota; Metazoa; Arthropoda; Arachnida; Sarcoptiformes; Pyroglyphidae
Biological process (GO): protein phosphorylation; intracellular signal transduction; microtubule cytoskeleton organization
Cellular component (GO): cytoplasm
Molecular function (GO): tau-protein kinase activity; ATP binding
Source: RefSeq, a predicted model, not a curated record